Messenger RNA from Globicephala melas (long-finned pilot whale), 1503 nucleotides. It is a transcript of the gene SLC25A48, whose product is annotated as solute carrier family 25 member 48. Lineage: Eukaryota; Metazoa; Chordata; Mammalia; Artiodactyla; Delphinidae. Gene Ontology annotation, cellular component: mitochondrion. Gene Ontology annotation, molecular function: transmembrane transporter activity. Gene Ontology annotation, biological process: transmembrane transport. The record is from RefSeq and is a predicted model, not a curated record.
GCGCGAGCCCGGCGGCCCGCGCGCUUCGGGGAUUCCGAGCCAUUCCGAACCCGUUGUGGAGAAGGACCUGCCUGCCGGUAGCUCCGCGUCCCUGACUUCGCCCGUCCGGCGCGCUCGCCCGUGGGCCAUGACCAGCAGACCCUGAACGGGCACCGACCCGGCUCCGGGAACGCGAGGCUCCGCGGCGCCGGCCAUGGGCAACUUCCAGCUGGAAGACUUUGUGGCGGGCUGGAUCGGAGGUGCAGCGAGCGUCAUCGUCGGCCACCCUCUGGACACAGUCAAGGCUCGCCUGCAGGCCGGCACUGGCUACGGGAGCACCCUUAGCUGCAUCCGCACUGUGUACAGGAGGGAGAGUGUGUUUGGCUUCUUCAAGGGCAUGGCCUUCCCCCUCACCAGCAUCGCUGUCUACAACUCAGUGGUGUUUGGGGUCUUCAGCAACACACAGAGGUUCCUCAGCCACCACCGGUGCCAGGAGCCCGAGGCCGGCUCACCCCGCGUGCUGUCUGACCUGCUCCUGGCCAGCAUGGUGGCUGGCGUGGUCUCUGUGGGGCUGGGUGCGCCCGUGGACCUCAUCAAGAUCCGGCUGCAGAUGCAAACACAGCCAUUUCGGGAAGCCAACCUCGGUUUGAAGCCCAGGGUGGCAGCUCUUGGGGAGCAGCCAGCCUACCAGGGGCCUGUGCAUUGCAUCAUAACCAUCGUGCGGACUGAAGGCCUGGCAGGGCUGUACCGGGGCGCCAGUGCCAUGCUGCUGCGGGACGUCCCGGGCUACUGCCUCUACUUCAUCCCUUAUCUGUUCCUGAGUGACUGGAUCACGCCCGAGGCCCACACAGGCCCCAGCCCCUGUGCUGUGUGGCUGGCGGGAGGCAUGGCAGGAGCAAUUUCUUGGGGGACAGCAACUCCUAUGGAUGUCGUGAAGAGUCGACUGCAAGCUGACGGGGUUUAUAUAAACAAAUACAAAGGUGUCCUGGACUGUAUCUCCCAGAGUUACCAGAAGGAAGGUCUUAAAGUGUUUUUCAGAGGCAUCACGGUCAAUGCCGUGCGGGGCUUCCCCAUGAGCGCGGCCAUGUUCCUUGGGUACGAGCUCUCGCUGCAGGCGAUCCGCGGGGACCACGUGGCGACCAGCCCCUGAGCGCAAGAGCCAGCAUCACCUGACCAGGGCCUCAUUCUGCUACAGCUGAUACUGAUGGCGGCAUCUCUAGAACCUGCGGUAGCGAAUUUACUGAAGAGAAAGAACGCCUCCCCGCCGACCCUCAGCCAACCGGUCUCACCUCCGGAAUCCCUGCUUUCCCAGUUGCAAGCACUCUUCCUCACCUCUGGGCUGGGGCCGCUGAGCUGCUGCCUUGGAAGGACCUUUGAUUCAUGACCAUCUAUUGCAGAUCCUCACUGGCACCUGAUAUCAAGCAGGAUCAAAUGGACCCUGCCCCCAAGACUGCUGUAAACUCACUGGGAAUUCACAGAGGAGCUGGAGUUGUCUCGAAGCUCCCAAAUAAAAACAUUUCUGUA